Molecule: messenger RNA, 426 nt
Organism: Hirsutella rhossiliensis
Lineage: Eukaryota; Fungi; Ascomycota; Sordariomycetes; Hypocreales; Ophiocordycipitaceae
Exons: 1
Coding region: 1-426 (141 amino acids)
Source: RefSeq, a predicted model, not a curated record
AUGUCUUCGUCUCCGUCGGCGGACAGCUCUGCCCCGCACCUCCGCAAGCCCCUUGGCUCUAGCAAGGGCGCGGGCAGCGAUAUGUCCAUGAUGUUCUUCGCCCAGCCCGACUGCCCCGCGAGGUUCGCCCACCACGACGAGCACCGCAUUAGGGGCCUCAACGCUGAGGCUAUCGCCCGCGUCCUCCUGCCGGUGCCCUCGUGGCUGCUCGAGGCCGACUACGCACCCCUCCGGGCCGAGGGCGACGACCUGGGCCCCUCUCUCUUCUUUAGCCUCAACCUCUCUAUCUACGGCCAGCCAAUCGUCGACACGGACUGGUCCGAGCAGUGGUUCUUUAUGAGCGGCCGCGUUCACCCCUACGCCCUCGCCUGGGAGGUGGAGCGCCGCGACGGUCUUGAGGCUCUCGCGAAGAGAGGGUGCAAGUGA